AUGACUGAAGGCGUAGAAGUGGCAAUAGAACUGGCAGCUCUGGGCCGUCCUUUCCAGCUAGGGAUGUUGUAUGACUGUCGAUCCGACUCUCUGGUACCAGGGGUAACAUUAUGGAACUUAGAGACCCUGCAGAAUGACCUCAACGUACGACCUAAGCCGAAUACCGAGUUUCACAUCAUUGCAUCUGACUCUAUUGAGAAGAAAGCCAGUGCACUGAAUGUGCAUGCAUCAUUGAAAGCAAGUUUCCUGGGUGGGCUGGUAGAGGUGAAAGGAUCUGCAAAAUAUCUCAAUGAUACAAAGAGAUCGAAGCAACAGGCCAGAGUGACCCUUCAGUACCGAACAACAACCAAGUUUGUGCAACUGACAAUGAAGCAUUUAGGGCAGCAGAAUGUAACCUACCCAUACGUGUUUGAUCAGGGGACAGCAACUCAUGUGGUUACAGCAGUGUUGUACGGGGCUCAGGCUUUCUUUGUUUUUGACCAAGAGGUCUCUUCAACAGAGACCCUACAGGAUAUUCAGGGUAACAUGGAGGGGAUGAUUAAAAAAAUUCCAAAAGUUGCAGUUGAUGGUCAGGCCUCCCUAAAAAUGACAGAUGAAGAAAACACAAAUGCUCAGAAAUUCAGCUGCACCUUUUAUGGGGAUUUCUCCCUUGAAAACAAUCCCACCACAUUCCCAGAUGCCAUCAAAAUCUACACAAGCCUCCCAAAUUUACUAGGACCGGAUGGAGAACAUGCAGUGCCUAUGAGAGUCUGGCUCUAUCCACUCAAAAUUGGACCCAAAGCUGCUCAGCUGGUACGGGACAUAAGUAUCGGACUGAAGACAUUAGCCAGAGUGUUACCAUCUAUCCGAGGAGGUGGGGUGGAGGAAGAGUUACUGGUGGAUAUUCUGAAGAACAAGGAACAGUCACCAUUCAAACAUCAGUCACUGAUCAAAUGGCUGGAUGACAAGGAGCGGGAAAUGAAUGUGGUGAGAUACUACCUCAUGAUAUUGAAAGAUAUACACAUUGUGAAAUCAAGGAGUGAGUUGGAUAGAGAAGUGUUAAAUCCAGAGACAGAAUAUGUGGUCUGCUUCACAUUCACAUCACUGCAUCAAGAGGAUUUCUAUCUGUCAGGAGCAGACAGCUACCUAAAAUCUCACACAACUGAGAGAAUGCUGAUACCAAAUCCUGCUCACCAGGUUAGUGCAGAACAUCAUAACCAGCAGUGGUUUAAUUCGGUGUCUGUAUCCCAGAAGAUGAGGGAAUGCUCUCGCUUAUUCCUUGAUUUUGCCACAACCAACAGAGCACAAGGGAAAACAAAAUUCAUUGCUGCUUCUGUGCAGGAUGACAGUAAUGUAGGAGCAUCAAUUUACCUGUAUGAGAGAGGGUUUGUGGUGAGUCACUGCUUCGAACUCCCAUCACAGCCAGAGAGACCUGCAGUUAGUGGAACAACACAUGACAGUGUGACACUCCAAUUACAGCCACCGAGAUACGGUGCUGGUGAGAUUGUUGGUUACAGGGUGGAGUACCGAGCUACCCAACAGGAGAAAUGGACAACUGUGGAUACAUCAGAUAAAUCCAAUUCCCACACAAUAUCUGGGUUACAGCCACACCAGGAGUAUCAAUUCCAAUACAGAGCAGUGACCAAGGCAGGGGUCAGUGAGAGUUCCUGUGUCACCACACUUCCUACAAGUCCACCUGGUAAACCCUCAACAGUCGAGAUGUACUGGUGUGAUGCAACACUCACCUGGGACAUGCCAACUGAGAUUGGAGCUGGUGUUGAUAUAGUCCAGUACAGGAUAGAAUAUAGAGAAGGAAAACCAGUUGCCUCUAGCACAGAGAAUGGAUUAUGGGAGGAAAUAAAGACAACAGACAGUGAAUGUCAUUACACUUUAGAGGGAUUGAAACCCAAGACAUCCUACAGAGUGCGAGUGUCUGCUGACUGUGGAGAAGGAGGUUCUAGUGAACCAAGUGAUGAAGUUUUAAUAGAAACAGAAAAUGAACCAAAGAGACUAACCGGAAAACUUCGCAGAGAAAGUGUUUUAACAGUCAGCAGGAACCCUUUUAUUUACACACUCCCCUUGAAGGAAACAGUACUUGGCAAGCAUGGACAAUGUGUAAAAUACUCCUUCGGAAAGUCUAUCACAAAAUACAGUGUCAGGACAAUUCUGGUUCUUGGAGCAACGGGAGCAGGAAAAACUACUCUCAACAAUAAAAUGAUCAACUACAUCCUGGGUGUGGAAUGGAACGACAACUUCAGAUAUAAAUUAAUAGAUGAAGGGACAGGAAGAUCCCUGGCUGAAAGUCAGACAUCCUCAAUCACUACCUAUGAAAUCCACCAUCGAGAAGGAUUCCAGAUUGAUUACUCUCUCACUAUCAUUGACACUCCGGAAUUCGGAGACACUAGGGGGAUGACCCGAGGUAAAUUGAUCACUGAUCAGAUCCGAGAGCUCUUUACUUCCCCAGAUGGUGUUGAUCAGAUCGACGCCGUGUGUUUUGUUGUUCAAGCCUCUUUGGCUUGCUUGACUCAUGCCCAGAAAAACGUCUUUGAUUCAAUUCUUUCCAUUUUUGGCAAAGGUGUUGCAGAGAACAUCCGAGUACUGGUGACAUCUGCCGAUGGGCAGGUUCCCCCCAUUUUGGAGGCCAUCAAUGUUGCUGAGAUUCCAUGUCCCAAAGAUGAUAAAGGUCUUCCAGUUCACUUCAAGUUCAACAAUUUAGCCAUAUUUGAAGCGGGGAAGGAUGGUGAAGACUUUGAUGCAUUGUUGUGGAAGGCAGGAUCAAACAGUAUGAGGAAGUUCUUUGUAGCUCUGAGCAAAAUGAAAACAAAGAGCUUAAGUUUGACAGAGGAAGUCUUGAGGGAGCGUCAGCAGCUGGGGGCUGUGGUAGAGGGAUUGCAGCCUCAGAUCAAAGUGGGUCUGACGAAACUGGAGGAGAUCAGGAAGACACAACAGGCUUUGAAUCAACAUCAGGUCAAUCUGGAUGCAAAUAAAGAUUUUGAGUAUGAAGUUGAAGUCACAGCUCUGGUGCAGAUAGAAAUUGGUGGGACUGGUAAUUACAUAACUAACUGUCAGAAAUGUCAAUUCACCUGUCACUAUCCCUGUCCAGUCCCUAAGAAUGCUGAUAAAAGGGGAUGCGCAGCAAUGGACCGCAAUGGAUACUGCACAGUCUGUCCUAAUAAAUGUACCUGGUCUGUUCAUUAUAACCAAAAGUACAGAUUUGAAUAUAAAACUAGAAAGGAGAAGAGGACAUACAGAGAGCUGAAGGAAAUGUACAAGGAGGCAUCUGAUGAAACAACACAGCAGAAAAUCAUGGAGAAACUUCAGCAGGAAUUGGAUGAUGUUCAGGAUGUCGUGUUGGAGCUGAUUGAACAAUCAUCCCAGAGCAUUUUAAGACUUGAAGAAAUAGCUCUCAGACCAAACCCAUUAUCAACUCCAGCUUACAUCGACCUGUUGAUUCAAUCUGAGAAAGAGGACUCUAAACCUGGGUUUCAAGAGAGAAUUCUGUCACUGAAUCAAGUCAAGCAACAGGCUGAGAUAAUAGCAAAAGUUGCCAGGAAAGAGGAGCUGUUACUGGAGGAACAAGAACAAUAUCAAGCCGUGAUGGAAAGGAAAAGAAUUAACCCACAAAGAGGUAAAGGAAAGUUUGCUCUUGGGUUCGAUUUACUCAGUCAUUAA
Carcharodon carcharias (great white shark) is the source of this 3651-nucleotide messenger RNA. RefSeq lists its product as uncharacterized. Lineage: Eukaryota; Metazoa; Chordata; Chondrichthyes; Lamniformes; Lamnidae. The record is from RefSeq and is a predicted model, not a curated record. Gene Ontology annotation, molecular function: protein binding; GTP binding.